Messenger RNA from Cyprinus carpio (common carp), 1373 nucleotides. RefSeq names its product beta-1,3-galactosyl-O-glycosyl-glycoprotein beta-1,6-N-acetylglucosaminyltransferase 4-like. The record is from RefSeq and is a predicted model, not a curated record. The transcript has a single exon. The coding region runs from base 1 to 1293 and encodes 430 amino acids. NCBI's taxonomy places the organism in Eukaryota, Metazoa, Chordata, Actinopteri, Cypriniformes, Cyprinidae.
AUGAACUUUCAUUUCUCACUACAGAAUGAGAAUAUUUGGUUCCGCCUUAAACUGAGAAAUUUGAUAUUUAUUGUUUUAACCCUGGCACUUCUUCUAUGUUGCUUCAGAUCACAUUUUUCAAUAGUAAAUGAAGGAGGACAGGAAACAGGACAUUCUGACAGGCCGCGGCUGACGGUACAAUAUCGCAUUAAUUGCACAGAAAUAUAUGAAAUGGAACCAGUGGAACUGGGCAAAAGAAUCAUUCGCAAGCAAAAAAGCUACGUAGGGCCAACCGAUGAGGCUGUUGUUAAUGCCACCUCUGACUGUGAUUGCUUUGUUAAGUCAAGGGGCUAUAAUGCGACUCAAGGCUCUGACUUUGAGCGUGAAUUUCCUCUUGCUUUUUCUUUGGUCGUUCACCAGGAUGCGGCUCUUGUGGAGAGGUUGCUAAGGGCCAUUUAUAUGCCGCAUAACAUAUACUGCAAGCAUUAUGAUCUGAAGUCCUCAGAUGACUUUAUUUCGGCAAUGAAAGGUCUGGCCCGCUGCAUCCCCAACGUCUUCAUUGCCUCAAACCUGGAGAGGGUGCAGUACGCAGGAUUCUCACGACUCAAAGCGGAUCUUAAUUGCCUGUCUGACCUCCUAGAUUCUGAGGUCAAAUGGAAGUAUGUCAUCAACCUGUGUGGUCAGGACUUUCCACUGCGGACAAAUGCUGAGCUGGUGUCGGAUCUAAAAAAGCUGAAAGGCGGGAACAUGGUGGAGAGCAAGUGGCCUGGAGGAAAGACAGGUCGCUGGAGUGUUUUGAGUUAUUUACUAAAAGAUAAUAAUUCACAGUAUUAUGAGUCUCCUGUAAGCACUUCUGAGAUAAAAUCUCCACCUCCUCACAACAUAGAAAUGUUUGUGGGCAGCGCGUACUUCACACUUUCAAGAGAAUUUGUGGCUUUUGUUCACCAGAGUUUGCUAGCCAGGGAUUUCUUGGCUUGGUGUGAGGAUACAUACUCACCUGAUGAACAUUUCUGGGCAACUCUAAUUCGUGUGCCUGGAGUACCAGGGGAAGUGCCAAGAUCUGAUCCUGAGAUCUCAGAACUGAUAAGUAAAACCCGCCUGGUGAAGUGGUCAUAUCUAGAAAGGACUCUUUAUCCACCAUGCACUGGAGUCAGUAUACGAGCUGUAUGUAUUUAUGGUGCUGCUGAGCUCAGAUGGCUGCUGAACUAUGGCCAUUGGUUUGCUAAUAAAGUGGAUCCAAAAGUGGAUCCUGUUCUUAUGGAAUGUUUAGAGGAGAUACUUUCAGAAAAACAACUGAGGCCAAAAUUGCAGUGAAAAGGACUUUUUAUUUUUUAACUGAUGAAAUUUUGGAUUGGUGUUUUUCUCUUUUUUUAUAGUAAUUGGGAUUUCUGGUA